AUGCUGGAAAACGCUCCACUCUGCUAUGUGUCUCUCAACGAUUCAUGUCAGGUGGUUUAUCCAGUGGAAGUUCAUUCAUUACUCUACAUUUUAUUCAGCCUUAUAUCGCUUUUUACAUUUUUGGGGAAUUUGUUGGUGAUCAUAACCAUCAUUCACUUCAAGCAGCUGCACACACCAACUAACUACCUCAUUCUCUCUCUGGCUGUAGCUGACCUGCUUGUAGGAGGGGUGGUGAUGCCUCCCAGCAUGCUACGCUCUGUGGAGAGCUGCUGGUAUUUGGGGACUUUUUUCUAUCGAUAUUAUGCAGUCUGUCACCCCCUUCUGUACCACAGUAAAAUGACUCCUAAUACUACUGUAUUUAUGAUUGUUGUAUGUUGGACUGUAUCUGCUUUUGUUGGACUUGGGAUGAUAUUUCUAGAGCUCGGUAUUCUGGGAGAUGAAGAAUUUUACUACAACAGGGUCACUUGUGAGGGGGGCUGUAUCUUGUUUCUGAGUAAAACAGCGAGUGCUCUGUUCACAAUGCUCUGUUUCUACAUCCCUGCUGUGAUCAUGAUCGGUUUAUACCUGAAAGUAUUCCAUAUUGCUCUAAGACAAGCAAGAUUUAUUCAACAUGGCCAAAUGAAGUCUUCUCAGAGAGGUACAGCAGUGGGCAAGACUGAGAUAAAGGCAACCAAAACUUUGGCAGUUAUCAUAGGUGUAUUUCUUCUGUUUUGGGCUCCGUUUUGUAUCUGUUAUUUUGUUGAUCCAUUCAUAGGAAACAUGGUUCCACCAGUUCUGUUUGAUAUAUUUGCUUGGCUGGGCUAUUCAAAUUCUACCUGCAAUCCUGUUGUGUACGCACUGUUUUAUAGCUGGUUUAGAAAAUCUUUCAGAGCCAUUCUGUUAGGAAAAAUAUUUCAGCCUAAUUCAUCCCGAAUGAAGUUAUUAUAA
Molecule: messenger RNA, 927 nt
Organism: Colossoma macropomum (tambaqui)
Lineage: Eukaryota; Metazoa; Chordata; Actinopteri; Characiformes; Serrasalmidae
Product: trace amine-associated receptor 1-like
Exons: 2
Coding region: 1-927 (308 amino acids)
Biological process (GO): G protein-coupled receptor signaling pathway
Cellular component (GO): membrane
Molecular function (GO): trace-amine receptor activity
Source: RefSeq, a predicted model, not a curated record